Haliaeetus leucocephalus (bald eagle) is the source of this 728-nucleotide messenger RNA. RefSeq names its product chromosome unknown open reading frame, human C15orf40. The transcript has 5 exons. Bases 1 to 507 code for a protein of 168 amino acids. Lineage: Eukaryota; Metazoa; Chordata; Aves; Accipitriformes; Accipitridae. The record is from RefSeq and is a predicted model, not a curated record. Gene Ontology annotation, cellular component: cytoplasm.
AUGCCCGCCCCGGUGCAGGCCGUGCACGUCUUGCGUCUCAAAACAGAGCCUUUAGAACAAGCCCUGUACGUCAACCCCCCUGCUCUCAAUCUGGGCAGGCUUAUUUAUCGUGGGUUUUUUUCGGUGGGGUCACCGGAUUCGCAUUAUGCUGCGAGACGCCGAGCUGGGCUACGCCUGCAUCAGAGGGAGAGGGGCUCAGAGCAGGGCCCUGCCUUUGUGAAAACCGGCUGUUCGCAGCUGCGCUCUGACACGGGUCUGAAGGCUUCGUCCUUCUCUGUGUCAGAAGAUGUGACAGCUGAGGCAGUAGGUGUAGCUAUUGCUGCACCUCCAUCAGAAGGGGAGGCAAACGCAGAGCUGUGUCGCUACCUCUCUAAGGUGCUAGAAGUGAAGAAGAGUGAAGUUAUUUUAGAGAAGGGUGGUAAAUCACGAGACAAAGUGGUGAAGAUUUUGGUAUCGAUGACACCAGAUGAGAUUUUAGAAAAACUGAAAAAAGAAGCUUCCAGUUGAUGUAGAACAAGAGUGGGAGAUGGGACAAUGCAUCUUGGCAAGCUAAAAGCACAAUCACCUGAACAACUGAAAGAAAACCAGAAGUUUGCAGUAUGAAAAACUGACCCAGAACCUGGUAAUUGCAUACACGGUGUCACUUCGUAAUAGUCUGUAAUUAGUUUCCUGAAGAGUAGAGAUACAGUCAUGUAUCUUCGCCAAAUGUAAUGACUGUUUUUAAUAAA